UUGUCACGCCGUAUAAUGAAGGGAGGGGGGGGUAAAAAAAUCGUCCAAAAUCGCGUGAUGUCAUUUAUGGGCGGCCCCUCUGCUAAUGUAUAUACGACCGGUCAACAGACAGCAGCCUGCAUCUACAUCUGUGGGUGGAGUCUCUUUGGCGGGAAGACAACAAAGUGCCUCCAUUGUCUGUUCCAGCCGCCUGCCCGCCUUGGCUUAUGUGUUGCGUUCGCUUCAGUCUACACGCAUGUUGAUACUGAGAUUCGAAGUCUGACAAUAUUGAUAUUCAGUUAGUUAAUAGUUCCACAGUGAAUUAGUGAUAACGAAAUUACGAAUCUCAGUGAAGUAGAAAAUUAACGUUAAUAAACGGAGCAGUUAAUCACCAUGAAGAAUGUCGAAACAUGCGGUGUGGGAUUACUUCACUAAAGUUGAUUCUGAUGCAAGCAAGGCGCAGUGCAAAGAAUGCAACAAACUGUUAGAUGAUGAUAGAAGAGAAAGCGACUAAACAUGCAUUACCAAAUUUUGUGCAGACAUCCUUGACAUCAAUGGCCGAGAGCAGAAUGGUCUGGCCUGAUGACCACGUUGCAGUCCAGCGAAUUGAUGAGUGCAUCAUGGACUUGAUCGUUGUCAACAUGUUACCCUACUCAGUUGUUGAAGGUGAAGCAUUCAAAAGACUGAAGAUUGGUGAUCCACUCGGCGCUCAUCGCUAUAAGGUGAAAAGCGAAAAAUACUACAGAACAACGCUGAUGCCUGCCACAUAUGACAAAGUCGUGAAACACGUGACAAAUCUGUUGCAGGAGGCCACAUGGAUAUCGUUUACUACAGAUGGAUGGAGCAAUCCAACAAAAUCAUGCUCAUUACUCAGCUUCACGGGUCAUUUCAUUCAUGAUGCUGUGUGGCGCAAAGUUAUCUUGAGUGUGACGGUGCUGGAACAAGAUCAUGAUGGAAAAUAUCUUGCAUCUAAACUUUGUGAAGCCAUGACGAAAUGGGAGAUUGCGGAGAAGAUUCACGUUGGAGUGCGAGACAAUGCCGCCAACAUGAAACUGGCAAUGAGACUCGCAGGCGUCGCUGAUAUUGGCUGCAUGUCCCACACAUUACAGUUGGUUUUGCGUGAUGCCCUGUUCACGCAGACAUCAGUAGAAGUUGUCAUCAAGAAGGCUCGCAAGAUUGUCACUCACUUGAAGCAUAGUGAGCAGGCUUGCCGUCAUCUCGUGGAACACCAGCAAACGGUUAAAACCCCAGAACAUUCACUACUGCAAGACGUCGAGACGAGAUGGAAUGGUAUGUAUCUUAUGCUGGAGCGGCUGGUCGAACAGCGCAAGGCGGUUAAUCUGUACAGUGUGCAGCGUAGUGGAAUCGACAGUUUCUCUCUCGCAGAGUGGGAACUGGCAGCAAGAGUUGUUAAAAUUCUUAAACCAUUUUACACUGCAACGCUGGAGAUUUGUGUUGACGAUGCAUGUAUUUCUGUUGUUAUCCUGCUCGUCUCAAAUUUGAAUAACAUGCUCAACACUACAGCAGCAGACCAGGGCCUCAAGCAAAUGAAAGCGACACUGUGAGAUGCAAUGUGCUGUCGAUUCUCUCAUAUCAGUUCCUCGGCACCCUUCCUUGCUGCGACGCUGAUUGACCCACACUUCAAGGAUACUUAUUUCAAUGUCCAGAAGGCAGUGGCAGCGAAGAAAGUGGUUCUGAACUUUCUACGCUCAGUCCAAGAAAGCGCUAUCAAAAAUAUGACUGCGCCAUCCGCAGCUUCGCCAAUUGACAACGUUGAGCCAGGACUUGAGAGCAGCGAGACUUCCGAAUCCGGUGCCCAAGAGGAGGAUGAUCCCUGGGCUGCGUAUGACAGCCAACCUGCUAAUGUGAAUCCAUCACAAAAUGUCGACAUUCAAACUGACGCCAUACCGCCGUUCGAACAGCAGUUGACCAAUUACUUAAAGGAACUGCGUUUGCCUCGAAUGACCACGGGCAUAUAUGCGUACUGGCAUUGCAGUCAAUACCCACUUCUGGAAGCCGCUGCUCAAAAAUACUUGUCUGCACCGCUGAUCAGCGUGGCCAGUGAACAGUUGUUUAGUGCAGCAGGACAGUUGUAUGCAGACCGGCGCAGCAACCUGCUGGGCGAAAAUGUGGAAAAACUGUUCUUUCUUAACUACAACAUUCAUUUGUUGGGAUAUAAUUACUAAGUAAGUAAUACCUAAAGAUUUGAUAUUUAGCGACUCUUACUGCAGGCUCUGAAUGGUUAGUUCUAGAUUUAUUUUUAAUUAAAGUAGCAUUGCAUCAUAACAUAUUUAAUAAAUCUUGUGUUCGGUAACUUCGGUUAUAUACCUUUCUGUUUCGGUCUCGGUCGAAAGUGUAUGUAAACUUUCGGUUUCGGCUUCGGUUUCGGCCGAAAGUGGAGUAAAAAUUUCGGUUUCGGCUUCGGUUUCGCCGAAAGAACAUUUUUAACUUUCAGUUUGGUUUCGGCCGAAACCAGAAAUUCAGUUUCGGUUGGCCUCUAAUCUAGAGUCUCUUUGGCAGGCGAGGCUGCAUUGAUUCGGUCAUGAAUCCCGCAGUCCCAGACACUGCAUGCUCAAGCAGCUUUUGUUU
Molecule: messenger RNA, 2568 nt
Organism: Petromyzon marinus (sea lamprey)
Lineage: Eukaryota; Metazoa; Chordata; Hyperoartia; Petromyzontiformes; Petromyzontidae
Product: zinc finger BED domain-containing protein 4-like
Source: RefSeq, a predicted model, not a curated record